AUGGGAGAAAUCAAGGAUGGUUGUCCUUCUUUGUUGGUUUUUGUAUUUUUUCUUUCAUUGAACAUUGUUCUCUUGGUUCAUGGCCAACUAUUGCCUAUAGUCAGUGACCGGAGAGAAAACACUAGCCAAAUCCAAACCUUCAUUGUUCACGUACUGAAGCCAGAGGGCUCAAAUUUCUUAGGUGGCGAGGGUUUAGAGAAUUGGCACAAGUCCUUCUUGCCCAACACUACUCUCGAUACAGGCGAGCCACGGUUGCUUUUCUCAUAUAAAGAAGCAAUCAGCGGGUUUGCAGCAAGAUUAACACCAGAAGAAGUAAGAGACAUGGAGAAGAUGGACGGAUUUCUGCGUGCCAAUCCGAGCAGGACACUUCACCUCCAAACAACCUAUACUCAUGACUUCCUAAACUUGAGCACUUUAUUUGGAGCUUGGUCCACAAGCAACUCUUUUUACGGUGAGGGGAUUAUCAUUGGAGUGUUGGAUACAGGCAUUCACAUGCCCCAUCCUUCUUUUGAUGACACAGGAAUGCCUCCACGCCCAGCAGGAUGGAAUGUAAGUUGUUACCUCCAAACACCUUGCAAUGAUAAAGUCAUUGCGGCACAAUCUUUUGAUACAGCUAAUAGCACCACUCCAGCAACUGACAUAGAUCAAGGUCACGGAACACAUGUGGCUGGCAUUGCAGCAGGCAACUUUGUGGAUAAUGCAGAGGUCCUUGACCAAGCUCUUGGAAGAGCAGCAGGAAUGGCGCCAAGAGCAUUUAUAUCAGUGUAUAAGGUCUGUUGGAAACCUGGAGGUUGCGGAUCAGCUGGUGUCUUAGCAGCUAUAGAUAAAGCAAUGCAAGAUGGGGUGCAUAUCCUCCAAAUGUCCUUUGGGGCACGACCUCCUAACUUGCCUACUUCAUUUACUGAGGAUGAUGUCGCUGUUGCCACGUUCUCAGCAAUGCAGAAGGGGAUCUUCCCCUGCACAGCUGCUGGUAACAAUGGCCCAGACCCAAAGACAUUGAGUCAUGCUGCACCGUGGGAUAUGGUCGUCGGUGCAACAACUACAGAUCGGAGAAUAAGAGCAACUGUGACACUCGGCAAUGGGACACAAUUCCACGGAGAAAGUGCCUACCAACCCAACAUGGUUACUAAUCAAUUUUAUCCCCUUGUUUUUCCAGGUAGCAACGGACAACAUAGUCAACUAUAUUGCUUUAAUAAUUCGUUAAAUGGCACUGAUGUUAGAGAUAAGAUUGUGAUGUGCAAUAUUGGAGGUUUAGAUAACAUCGAAAAAGGUAAAGUUGUCAGGAAUGCUGGAGGUGCUGGCAUGAUCCUUAUGAAUUUUGAAAGGUUAGGGUACACAACAUUUUCAGACGCUCACCAUCUUCCAGUAUCACAUGUGAGCUACAAAGAUGCCAUUCAAAUUAAAGAUUAUAUUAUUUCAAACUCUACACCUACAGCAAAGAUCACCUUCGGUGGAACAAUAUUUGAUAUUCACCCAUCUCCGGCAUUGGCAUACUUCUCAUCCAGAGGCCCGGCCAAGUAUAAUGGAAAUAUUGUGAAGCCAGAUGUCACUGCACCUGGAGUGAAUAUUCUAUCUGCAUGGCCACUAGAAGUUGGGCCCUUCCCAUCAGGUCUAAAAAUUAAGACAUUCAACUUUGAAAGCGGCACAUCCAUGGCCACGCCCCAUGUUUCUGGAAUUGUGGCACUUAUCAUGAGCAAGUUGAAAAACGACAACAAGCGUCAAUGGUCAACAUCAGAGAUCCAAUCAGCACUCAUCACCACAGCCAACACAUUCGACUUAGAUGGAAAACCAAUCUUUGAUGAAGCAACUUUGAACGACAGGGCCAACAUUCUCCAACGGGGAGCAGGCCAAGUCAAUGUGGCGAAAGCCAUGGAUCCCGGUCUCGUCUACAACAUUGAACCAGAUGAUUAUGUUGCCUAUCUUUGCGGAAUUUUUUCUAAUAACAGUCAAGAUGUGCAAAUCUUCACCAAAAACAACACACAAAACUGCACUAGAUCCAUCUCUGGCGAGCAACUCAAUUAUCCCUCUAUUGGCAUACAAAUGGCAUCAAGAUCAGCAAGCACUACUAUUAGCCGAACAUUGACAAACGUGGGUGAUGCUAGGGAAAUCUACAAUGCCACAUUCAUAGAACCACCAUUUGUGAGAAUCUACCUCUCUCACUACCAGCUUAGUUUUACCCGAUUAGAACAAAAAUUUACCUAUAGUAUCACAUUAACCAUGAAUGGUUCUCACCCCGGCUUAGGAGUCAUUGGGGAAGGUGAGUUGUCAUGGGUGUCCAGCAAGCAUAAUGUCACAAGUCCCAUCUACAUAGCAUUCUAA
Molecule: messenger RNA, 2319 nt
Organism: Dioscorea cayenensis subsp. rotundata (Guinea yam)
Lineage: Eukaryota; Viridiplantae; Streptophyta; Magnoliopsida; Dioscoreales; Dioscoreaceae
Product: subtilisin-like protease 4
Exons: 1
Coding region: 1-2319 (772 amino acids)
Biological process (GO): proteolysis
Molecular function (GO): serine-type endopeptidase activity
Source: RefSeq, a predicted model, not a curated record